Penicillium antarcticum is the source of this 1137-nucleotide messenger RNA. Its product is annotated as Stk19 family serine/threonine-protein kinase. NCBI's taxonomy places the organism in Eukaryota, Fungi, Ascomycota, Eurotiomycetes, Eurotiales, Aspergillaceae. Gene Ontology annotation, molecular function: protein serine/threonine kinase activity. Gene Ontology annotation, biological process: positive regulation of Ras protein signal transduction; protein phosphorylation. The transcript has 2 exons. The coding region runs from base 1 to 1137 and encodes 378 amino acids. The record is from RefSeq and is a predicted model, not a curated record.
AUGACCUUACGCCUCACAUCUGCUCCGGUAUCUGGCGUUAAGAAACGAAAGUCCCCUGCACAUAGGCCUCGUGCCUCACCUUUUUCCGCCCAUGCACGUCGCAAACCUUCAUCUGGGGGAGCUAGCAGCUUGAAGUCAACUGCCGAUCUGGGUUUGGAUGAUCUGCUUCCAGACUUAGGUGGGUCGCAUUACAUUUCACAAACUGCACCGGUGCAGAAUGUGCUACAGGCUAUUCAAUAUAUCCGCGAUGGUAUAUUUGAGGAGCUCCCCCAGCGAGCGGGCAUGAACAGUACUCGGAUCGCAGAAGUACUCAACUUGCGCCGAUCAUUACCGCCGCUUGCCUCGGUGGCCCACGUCCAUACUCUUCUGGAUGCGCCAACCCAAGUGGAGAGGGAGAUUGUUGAACUGGCCCAGACAGGCCAGGUUCGGCGACUCAUCAUUCCAGGCCGAGGCAAUGAUGCGGCUGGGUUGGGUGAUUGUCUGGUGCUAGCAGAGGACUGGGAGAAGUUGGUACAGGCAAGUUCUUUAUUGGACGCCCCAAUCAAGGAGAAAUUCCUUGACAUUCUCAAACGCAUGGGUACCUCCUCGGCGAUUUCGCAGGGGGUCUUUACAACUGAUGAAUAUAGGGCUUUGCUCCGUGCUGGCUUCAUUGUUUCAUCGUCCUCAUUCACACAAGGGUCGUUGAGCAUUGCCUCUCUUCCCAAUUUGCCUAUAUCGGCAGCUUCAUCAGCAAGUCGGAAGGAAUCCACUCAGUCCAAGGCUGAGCGCCCUGUCCAGUCAGAUGCUCAGGCGCGUGCUGCAACUCUUUUCCUAUCUCUUCCUAACACCGGGACCUACCUUCGAUUGCUAGGAUCGGGUCGCGCACACCUACUUGCUUUGCUUCGACGGUCUACUUCUGGUGAGGCUCCUCUGGGUCUGUUGAAAGACCGGUGGGAUGGAGCUGUGGAGACUGAAAAGAGUUUCCAUCUUGCCAAGCGGGCUCGUGGCGAGUUUGCCGGCAUUCUUCCUGGUAAGACGAAGAAGUGGAAGGAGUUGUAUGGCAUGCACUUUCGAUGGGCUCUAGAGGAAGCUCUCGGUGCAGGACUAGUAGAGCUCUUUGAGACGGGUAGCGUAGGUCCUGGAAUCCGAUGUUUAUAA